Molecule: messenger RNA, 7672 nt
Organism: Epinephelus lanceolatus (giant grouper)
Lineage: Eukaryota; Metazoa; Chordata; Actinopteri; Perciformes; Serranidae
Product: disks large-associated protein 1-like
Biological process (GO): signaling
Cellular component (GO): postsynaptic specialization; glutamatergic synapse
Molecular function (GO): molecular adaptor activity
Source: RefSeq, a predicted model, not a curated record
ACCAGUGACUCUCCGUUGUGAUCGCCUCGCUUUCAGAAACGGACGUGCUUUUGGAUUUAGCAGCCGGUGCCUCCGUUCAGAGAUGGUGUGAGGAGCUGCUACAUUACAGAUAACUGGAGUUAAUGUGAGACCAGUUAUACAGAGAUGUCAAUCCCUUCCAGUUAGCGACACCUCUACAAUGAUGGGGAUAUAAAGGAGAGUCUGCAGCUCUCCUCUCAGGGACAGUCUUCUGCAGCCCUUCUCUGGUCACAGGCCUGCCUGGCAUCUCUCAUCCAUACCAUUCCUCUUUCCAUCCACCCAUCCUUCCCCCUGUCAUGAAAGGCCUGUCCAGUAGUCGGAGUCACCAUCACGUGGUCUCCUAUGAACCAUCAUAUGAUCUACUGGGUCACCAUGUUGACCGCAAGCCAUAUUUGAUCAGUCAGAAUGACAUGCCUGUGCCCAUUCCCAUGCCGCAUCCAGCUGAGCUGUCCUACUACAAUGCUCAGCGUUCCCCGUACCCCUCUGACAGCAACAGCAUCGUACCAUACGGAACCUUCCCAAGGAGGUGCCACUCCACCUCCUCAUCUCACCAUCCUGAGGUAAAGGAUGAGUGUAUGGCCAUGGUACCAUAUGUAGGAGGAGGAGGGGGAGGAGGAGGAGGAGGUGGAGGAGGCUAUGGAGGUAAAACGCCCACCCGGGUACCAGCAAACUUUGCGGACCCGUUUGAGCGUCAGCCGUCAUUUUCCAGAGAUGGCUACCAUACACUGCAGUACAAACGAGGAGUACUGGCCCACAGUGGGGGGAUGGGGGCCAACAACAACAACAGUGACAGCCCAGGGAGAAUUCGCCACCUGGUCCAUUCGGUCCAGAAACUUUUCACCAAGUCACAUUCAUUGGAGGGGCCACACCACACACAGUCCUCCAAGGGGGCCAAUAAUGGGAGCGUUAAUGGUGGUGGUGGUGGUGGAGGAGGUGGUGGUGGUGGUUCAAGGGCCAGCCCAGAAGGUGAAACUCCACCGGUGGGAGUGCGCCACCGGAAGCGCAGCAAGAGCCGCGAGCGCUGUCGAUCAGCGGAGCCCAAGCAUCGAAGCCACCACCACCACCACCACCAGCUCCACGGCUCAGCAUCUGCUCCAGGCUCUGGAUAUUGGAGCUCAGAUGACAACCUGGAACGGGAGCUGUGUCUCUACCACCCUCACCACCACCAACCUCCACCCUCACCCUCACCCUCCAUUUCCCCCUCGCCCAUCGCCAUGACAAUGGGCCGGUACCCCGGGAACAACCACGACAAGUUCCCCCAGACUCCCCUCCCCAGUCUCUCCUCCUCGCAGUCCCAGCAUUACUUCAUGAUGGACCCUUAUGGCACACUAAACGAGCACACACACACCCACGCACACCAUGGCCACACACACCACCAUUCUGCACUCAAAGCCUCCCGGAGCAACAACGAUGUGAAGUAUGCAGCGUCGUCGGCAUGUGUGCCAGUUAGUGGUAGCAGCAAUAACAGCGGUGGCGGUAUCGUUGGAGGAAGUGGCCCCUUGAUGCCAAUGGGUCUUGUGGACGGGCCCAUUGUGAAGAAAGGGGCAUGGUCAUCAAGCCUAACGGUGAGCAGGGCCCGAGAGGUCUACACCAACAACAGCAGCCACAACCAGCUACGAGCCAGCGCAGGAUCCGGUAACCUAAACCUAGAUAGAGCUCUAGUCAAAUCUAAGGGCAGUCAGCAGCAGGAGCGCUCUUGCCAUUUCUUACAGGUACCUCAGGAUGAGUGGGGCGGCUUCUCUCCGCUGGGGAAGGAGGACGACAUCCCCUGUCGGAGGAUGAGGAGUGGAAGCUAUGUCAAAGCUAUGGCUGAGGACGACAGCGGCGACUCUGAUGGGAGUCCCAAACCGUCUCCCAAAGUUCAGGCACGCAGGGCCAGCUACCUGAAAGCCACACAGCCAUCACUGACUGAGAUGACCACUCUACAGAUUUCGACGGAGCACUCCCCCAAACUGCAGAUCAGGAGCCACAGUUACCUUCGUGCGGUGAGUGAGGUUUCAAUCAAUAGAAGCCUGGAUACCCUGGACCCCAAAACCCUCCUCGACCCCAAAUCGCUGCUGUCCUCACCCCAAUAUCGCUCACGCAAUGAAAGCUACAUGAGGGCCAUGAGCACCAUCAGUCAGCUGAGUGAGGUGGAGGUGAACGGGCAGAUUGAACAGGUGUGUGAACAAGUCUACAGUGAGAUGCAGGCCCAGGCCAUGGAGGCUGCCAUGGACAGCAUGGACACCAUGGACACCCUGCCUAUGCCAGGAUGCUUUCGGAUGCGAAGCCACAGCUAUGUCCGGGCAAUUGACCAGGGCUGUGCAGGGGAGGAGGAAGGAGAGGGAGGGAGACCACUGCUCUUGCUGCCAUCCUCCCCACCACGCACAUCUGCCACCACCGUCAGGACCAUCCAGAGCAGCACAGUUUCAUCUUGCAUCACCACCUAUAAGAAAACACCUCCACCAGUGCCGCCCCGAACUUCCACCUGCUCCACAGCCUCCAAGCCCUACAUCUCAAUCACAGCCCAGAGCAGCACAGAGUCUGCCCAGGAUGCAUACAUGGAAGAGGAGGGACCCAGAGGUGACAUGACCAUCCAAUCAGGGCUCAGUAACUCAACAGAGAGCAUUGACAGCAUGAAGGCCCUGACAGCUGCCAUAGAAGCUGCUAAUGCACAGGUCCAUGGACCCGCCAGUCAGCAUGUCAGUAACAGCACCAUGACAGUCAGCCCCCCCACUCCAUCGGUCCUAAGCAGGGGGCAAGUUGUUGAAGACCACCGGGAUAUAUACAGGAAAGAAGCACUCAGGAAGGGAAAAUGUCUCUCCAUAGGCAUCCAGGUGGAUGGCCCGGAGGAGAUUCCGGACCCAGAGGACCCAUCUAAGUUCACCUCUGUAGGGGUGCAAGUAGAGGAUGACAGAGGGUAUCGCCGGUUCCAGCGCUCCAACAGUGUGACAGCAGCUGUACAGGCAGAUCUGGACAUGCCGGACCUGCUUGACACCCCACUAGAUUCCCCAGACACUGACAUGGAAGUCCUGUCAUCUGGUGCCAUCUCUCGACAAUACUCCCGCGAUGCUGCCACCUCUACCGUCAGCAUCCAGGGCUCAGGGAAUCACUACCACGCCUGUGCCUCCGAUGACUAUGAUGAUGUGGGCUUUGACCCGUCCAUCCUUCCCCCACCAGACCCCUGGAUAGACAGUGUAACAGAUGACUCACUUGAUGUCAACUUCAACAGCUCUGCUAUUCUGGAGGUGGUGCAGCGGUCGGUGUGUCACAGAGAUGGACGCUGGUUUCUGAAGCUGCUGCAGGCAGAGACAGACCGCAUGGAGGGCUGGUGUCUACAGAUGGAGCUCGACCAGCGGGAGAAUGACCUGCCUGAAGAUAUCCUCGGGAAGAUGAGGAGUGCUGUGGGAAGUGCUCAGCUACUGAUGUCCCAGAAGUUUCAGCAGUUCAGGGAGCUGUGUGAGGAGAAUCUGAACCCCAAAGCCCACCCUCGUCCUGUGGCCUCAGACCUGGCUGGUUUUUGGGAUAUGCUUCAGCUGUCAAUCGAGAAUAUCAGCCUCAAGUUUGAUGAGCUCCACCAGCUCAGAGCCAACAACUGGAGACCCCUGGAUCCCCCUGAAAGAAAGGAGAGGCGGCUUCCACCUCCAGUGCCAAAAAGGCCACCCAAGGGCCCCCACCACCACCCCCCUCUGGCCAGAGACCGCUCACUGGAGAGCUCAGAGAAGCAGCGGCAGGAGGCCAGGAAGCGCCUGAUGGCCGCCAAGAGAGCCGCUUCCGUACGGCAAAACUCAGCUACGGAGAGCGCUGACAGCAUCGAGAUUUAUAUCCCUGAGGCUCAGACAAGGCUAUGAGGACACUACCAGGGAUACACACAGGGUUGACAUGCAGAAUACACACAAACACAGCAUACACAAACACAAAUGUAUGGUUGUCCACACCAAGGUUAUAGGGGUGUAACCAAAUCUGAAUACUGAAUUAAGAUAUGCACAGAUCCUGCAGUCUGAACAGAUACGAAUAACGUACAUUUGUGCAGUAAUAUUCUUCUGAGUCAUAACACAGAUACAUUAAACACAACUUGCUGUAAUCAGCUGAAUUCACUCUUUACAGUGCUGUCCAUAUCGCUGACAUUAAAGAAGGCGCUUCUUAUAACUUCACCAGAUCUUGUCUCGUAAUGAUCAGAUUCACUCUUUUUUUUCAGAAUCAUAUCAUCACUUCUGACCAGAUUAGUUGUGCAGUGCAGAAUUAAGUCUGAGUGAUGUACCACAGGUGUUUACCUCGUAAUCACAUAUUGAUGCCCACUGUGUGUGCUAACGGGCUGAGGGAGCUUAGAUAUAUAUAUGAGGAGUAUAAAUAGCACUAAAAAGUAUUUAAUGCUAAAAAUGAAGCAGACUAGAAAAUUCCUAGCAGCUUCUGAUAUAAACCAGAUACAGAUACAAAUACAGAUAUGUGACACAGAUAGGGCAGCUCCCUAAACAUCAGGGCUGCUGAAGAAAAAACAUCUGAAUAGUGUUGAGUUAAAAACAAAUGACAUUUAUAGGCUAUAUAACAAAAAGUCUAAACUAUAAGUGCAUGACAAAUUAAAAUGUCAGUGUCAGCCCCUCCCCAGAUAUGGACAUUGGCUUUGCGUUACAUCCCUAGCAACCAAUGUACAUUUGACUUUCCAAGACACACAAGACCCAAUAUACUGUACCCUUCAGCAUCAGUCAACUGUGUCUCCUAGAAAUUACGUCUGUAUAUUACUAAAUUGCAUUCAUAGUAACAGCCUGGAUUAUGUUCACAGAUAAUGUUACUCUUAACUACAGUUAUGUACUUUGCUGGUUUUGCAGGGAAUUGGUUGGGGUGGAUGGUGGACAUACAAAGUGCAGGACUAUGACUCAAGAUUUGUGUCCAGAAUCCUGUUAGUGGUUUGGUUUAGGCAACAAAAACACUUUAGUUAAGGUUAGGGAAAAAUGGUGAUUUUUAGUUUAAUGUUAAUAAAAAGUUAAUAAAAGUAAUAAUUAUUUAGUCACUAUGAGUGGAUAAUGUAUUGCAUGACUGCCUAUUUUGGUGGAAAACAAAUAAAAUAUGUUGUCAGAGAACAUUUUGCUGAUGCGUUCACUGUCAACACUUCUGCAGCUAGAAUUUUGCAAUAGAAAAUGGAAUUUGCUCAUAAUUAUAUUUCCCUAAAAAAACAUAUUCGCUGUUUCAGAUUAGUUGUAUGUAAACAUAAUUUGUAGGAGACAGGUCUGCAUCAGUUGGCCAUGACCUGUAGGAGCUGUCCAAACCUCUAAUAAACCAAGAUUUUACAUGUUGGACCACUGUCUUUGAUACAUGUGUCUAACUUUUACUAAUUGAGACCAGCUGUUACUUUUUAUAAAGCCACAGCUACAGUUAUGUUGCACUGUUUUUUAUAGAAAUGUGCACCCCACAAUGAGAAAAUAAUCGGAAAUCUGAGCUGAACUAAAAUACAAAUUAUUUCAUUUUUUUCUGGGAAUUUGAAGGACUUCUUCUCCAUCUGCUGAGGGGAUCAUGUGAUAUGGUCACAAGCUCUAAAACAGCUACUUAAUAGACUUUGUGCCAAGAUUUCUGUCAGCUACUUAGUUAAAGGUGUACAAUGCAGGAUUUCCUAUGAAACAAUGUAUAGACCAAUACAAAAGUAAUCCUUCUCAAUCAUUACUUAUGACCCACUCUUAGUGUGUGGCAGUGUAUUUAUCUGCAGAGACUCUGCCCUUUGCCUAAAUUUUCUUAUUUUGCUGUUGUCAAGUCUUCUUGGCGGCCUGUUUUCAUUCCCAGGUCAUCAUAUACAUAUGCUUUGUCAUGCCCCCUCGGUGUGUGACGCCAAAACUGAAGGCACCCUUCAGUGUCUCUAUGAGAUGCAUAUGAGAUGCCUCAAACUAAUUUCAAUGUAGAAGAUGCGAACAAUGGACAUGCUAUAAAUCAAGCAAACAACUCUUUGUAUAGUGGGUGGAAAGGGUGGUGGAGGGGUACCGUAUGACAAUGUUAACCAUGUGUUACAUCGUGUUUCAAAACCCCAGUCUCACUCUGAAGUCGUUGAAUACCGCCGUUUGGUCAGUGACUUCCAGCAUCAGAUUUUAUUCUGUAACGGUACCCUGCGCUGUCAGGGUGAAACGCGGCCAGGCAACAAAGUAAAUGAAAAGGGUGAAACGUGAGAGGCGUGGUAGAUGGGUCCAGCAACCACCGACCUCCACCAGGGAAGCCAGUGUUCACUUCCCGUAUGAAUGUAAAGCCAAACCCUGUUCUUUCAUCCUAAACCCAACUAACUGUUACGACCUGCGUUUGUUGUUUAAGGUAAAAAACGUAAAUUUGCGGUGUUGUACCAGCAUAGUGCAUAGGGUUGCAGCAAUAUACCAGUUUCAAGGUAUACUGUGAUUUAUAAGUUAGGAUUAUCAUACCGUGUGCAUUUUCUUAUCUAUGAUGUUGGGAAAAAAAUGCAACUGGAUGUUGAACCUCCCCUUUAUUUUAGUUAUUUUCUAAGGGGAGACUUUACAAUGCAUGUAACACGCAUAACUUCACAUGGCGUCCCAGAACAUCAACAACCAACAGAGUACUUUGCAGGUCAUAUCUCAACAUGGAAAGUCCAUGGCGAAACUUCGAUAUGUGACGAGGUCAGAGUGAGAAUGUGUUGGUUUCACACAGGUAACAGCUGUGUAUCACAUACAGACACUAGCGGCACAUUUGCACCAGAUCCAUUGACAGAGGAUGUGUUGCGGAGAGUUUGGAGACGGGGUUGCAAUGUGUUUUGUGGUCUGUGUUUGCAUGAAGUAGACUAGAUUCAAUUUCAUGCAAGUGAGUCCGUCCAGCACAGUGCAGAUGGUUUGUGAAAUUUGAACCAAGCUGUCAAACUAGGCGAUGUAGUUCUAAAAUUAAACAAGAUUCAGAAAUGGCAUUGCCCAUUUCUGAAUCUCAAAUGUUUCCAGACAUACAUUUUGGUGGAUGUUUAGAUGGAAUAACAGACCACCAUGUUAUUUCCUGUUUGAAAAGGCAAGCAAAAAAAAAAAAAAAAAAAGGACCGCCCAACUAGCACUGCGUUUAUCCAAUCAAGUGCAUUCCACAAUAGGGUACGUCCUCACUGGAGCUAGUGGAAAUUAAGUACAAAGGAUGCUUUGUGCGUCGGUAUGAGACACUGAGACGGCAUGUCAAAGCAUCAGUAUUUAAUGUCCUGGGAAUGAGUAUGGGUUGUUCCUGGGCAGAGCACACAGAUGAGUUUAGGACUUUAUGAAAAGGUAGCAGCAGGUGCCAAACCAUAAGCAGCAUGCAUCCAAGAGAAAGCUAUGAAAAUUGCAGACACAGCGCAAAAAAAACGCAAAUAGAGAGGCGAUAUGCCAAGCAGAGUGAAUGUGGGGUUGGCUUUCACUUUAGCUGGCGACACUGUUUACAAACAGGACCGGACAAUUCCUGUACAGUAUACCUUUAAUGUUGGAGGAAGACUGUGGCAGAGUGUAUUCAGCCUUUCAGGUUUGGUCAGAUCAUACAGGACUUGGUUUGACUUUUGGUAGAUGUUGAAGAUUUCGUCUGUGGGUCUUGUAAUACUACACAAACAUGUACAGAGGUGAUGGACAGUCCUACACACACACACACACACACACACACACACACAGAGUAGUAGUGUCAAAACACUUGGAUCACACAACGGUUUACACUCACACAAACUAACACAUCAGCACUCACAGGUAAU